Molecule: messenger RNA, 1334 nt
Organism: Triticum dicoccoides
Lineage: Eukaryota; Viridiplantae; Streptophyta; Magnoliopsida; Poales; Poaceae
Product: trihelix transcription factor ASR3-like
Exons: 2
Coding region: 208-1107 (299 amino acids)
Source: RefSeq, a predicted model, not a curated record
GCAGUGGUAUGGCAGUAAAUCUAUUAACUUUUUUGGAUAAGUGCAAUGAGAUAUAGAUGGCACUAGCUGUGCAGGGUUAAGUUCUUGCCAAUUUCUGCCCUGCCGAUUUUAAUGGCCAAGGAAACAGCAGUGCAUAAAUCUCAGCCCGGCGAGGCCUCUCGAUCUCGACGCGUGCCCAUCCUCUCCUGAUUCGAGCCUAAGGAAGAAAUGAUGUCUGCCAACGGCGACUCUCCGGCCGGCGCCGCCGUGACGACGCCGAGGUCGCGGCUGCCGCGGUGGACGCGGCACGAGACGCUGGUGCUGAUCCAGGCGAAGCGCGUGACGGAGCAGCGGGCGGCGCAGCCGGUGCGGCUCAAGUGGGCGGUGGUGUCGGCCUACUGCCGGCGGCACGGCGUGGAGCGCGGGCCCAUGCAGUGCCGCAAGCGCUGGGGCAACCUCUCCUGGGACCUCAAGAAGAUCGUCGCCUGGGAGAAGAAGCACGCCGCCGCCGUCGCCGCCGUCGCGGGCGACGCGGACUCGGCGGCGCCGGAGCGCGAGUCGUUCUGGGACAUGCGCGGGGAGGAGCGGCGCGCCAGGCAGCUGCCGUCGUCGUUCGACCGGGAGGUCUACGACGCCAUCGUCGGCGCCGGCGGCGCCGCCAACCAGCUGAAGCCGGACUCCGCCGAGGAGAUGGAGCUCGCCGACGACGCCGACGAGCACCCGCCGUCGCCGAUGAUGGUCAUGCCCAUCCAAGCGAGAAUGUACGUGCCGCCGGCCUCCUCCCAGUCCCAGCGCGAGUGCUCCGAUCCGGCGACGGAGAGCGCCAAGAAGCCGGCGUCGGACAAGAACUCGACGUCGCAGCAGGACAGCGAGGCGACGUUCGGCGCCGGAGUCGGGGCGGAGGACACGGACACGGACACGGCGACGGCGACGCCAACGGCAGGGGCGGGGACGACGAGCAUGGGGAGGCAGAUGUCGGAGGCGCUGGAGAGGGGCAACCGUUUGCUGGCGGAGCAGCUGGAGGCGCAGAGGGCGAACUGGGAGGCGGACAGGGAGCACCGGAGGGCGCUCCUCGCCGCCGUCAACAAGCUCGCCGACGCCGCCGCCAGGAUCGCCGAGAGGCUCUGACGUCUCGACCGGAUGAAUUCUCGUCGUCGACACCGAUCGAUAGCAGAGAUAGGAGAUGAGGCCGAUUCAGAGUUUCAGAUACUACUAAGUUAGACCAAAAUUAAGAAUGAUGCUUUCCGUAUGACUAUCAAAUCUAUCAUAGAUAAUGUUGAGUAUUCUUCUCUAGUUGUUCCUGAUGUGAAUGGUGGAUUGGCCUGAUAUGAUGACGGAAUAAUGUUUGUUGUCUA